This is a messenger RNA of Rosa chinensis, 837 nucleotides long. Its product is annotated as F-box protein CPR1. The coding region runs from base 1 to 837 and encodes 278 amino acids. NCBI's taxonomy places the organism in Eukaryota, Viridiplantae, Streptophyta, Magnoliopsida, Rosales, Rosaceae. The transcript is spliced from 2 exons. Gene Ontology annotation, molecular function: protein binding. The record is from RefSeq and is a predicted model, not a curated record.
AUGUCGAGCAAAAAAUUUGAAUCUGAAGCAAAGUUUGACACUUUUCCUCUGGAAAUCCGUCAAGAUAUCUUUCUUAGACUACCCAUUAAGUCUUUGAUCAGAUGCACAGCUGUGCGCAACUCAUGGAGAUCAGUCAUAAAUAACCCAAGCUUUAUUCGCACCCACCUCCGCGGGACACGCAAUUCUAAUGAACAAAAUGACACUCAACUCUUAUUGAUCCACGGUUUGGCUAAAACAGCUUUAAACUUUUAUGACAUCUUUAGUGGGGAUGAAAUACAGGAGCUUUACUCUUUGCAUUAUGAUAACCCCGCGUUUGAUGAGCACCACAAGGUUGAAGUUCCAACUGUUGAGUUGGCGAAUCCAGGUUUCCGUGUUGUUGGAACUUGUAAUGGACUGGUUUGCCUUGUAGAUGAUUUAAGGUCAUAUACGAACACCUACAUAUUAUCAAAUCCAUCUAUAAGGUCUGUGGCCCUUCCCAGGCCUAAUGUUACAUAUUGCACUCAUGGUGGAAAGACUGUGGCCCUUCCCAGGGCUAAUGUUACAUAUUGCACUCAUGGUGGGUAUGAAGCUUCUGUUGGGUUCGGUUUUGAUGCCAUGACCAACGACUAUAAGGUUGUGAGGCUUGUCACUCUUUUGGAUGAACAUCCCCGACAUGCCCCUUGUCAAACUGUAGUUGAGGUUUUUUCACUAGCCACGGGCUCUUGGAGCAUUCUUCCUGAUGUUGCUCCUCGAUUUCAAAUGGAUGCACGCACUCCCCAGGCUUUUGUUAAUGGGGCUCUUCAUUGGCACGCAACGCGGCAGAAAGAAGAUGAUUUACUAUUUCAUUUUGAUAUUUGA